Molecule: messenger RNA, 795 nt
Organism: Bombus pyrosoma
Lineage: Eukaryota; Metazoa; Arthropoda; Insecta; Hymenoptera; Apidae
Product: secreted RxLR effector protein 161-like
Exons: 1
Coding region: 1-795 (264 amino acids)
Source: RefSeq, a predicted model, not a curated record
AUGCUGGAUCUGUUUGAUAUUACUCAUGAGGUUGGAGUGUCAACACCGCUAGCUAAGGAGUGUGAGACUGGUUUUGACAUUAAGUGUAAUGAACCCUUCGAUAAUAAGUUGUAUGAACAGGCUGUAGGGCAUAUAAUGUAUGUCGCCACGGUAAGCCGUCCUGAUGUCGCGUGUGCAAUAGGAAAGUUAAGCCAAAGAUGCGCAAAUACGACUGUAUCUAAUUGGAAAGCAGUGAGGCGGAUUUUUAAGUACCUGUUGAAGACCAAAGACUUGGAGCUAGUGUACCAAAGGACAGGACAACCUUUGAAGGUGUUUUGUGAUUCAGACUUUGCGGGUCGUUCAGUAGAUAGGAAAUCUAGGAGUGGGUAUGUCUUCAUACUCGCUGGUGGUGCAACAUCUUGGUUGUCAAAGAAACAACCAAUUAUAUUUCAAUCGACAUGCGAAGCAGAAUUUGUAGCAAUGCAAGAAGCAGCAAGGGAGACUGUAUGGAUAUCCUUACUGUUAAGGGAGUUGGGUCAACUAUCAUAUUGCCCUCGCCCAUGCAAAAUUUUCUGUGAUAACAUCGGAGCUAUUUCAUGGCCCAAAGAUGAAGUAAUUGCCGAGAGUUCUAAGCACGUCCAAGUGCGUUAUUUCUAUGUUAAGAACUGCGUGUCGAAAGGGAUAUUAUAUUAUACCUAUAUACCUAGUUCUGAGAAUGUUGCUGACAUUUUUACCAAAGGUUUAAAUAGAGUUAAGACUCAAAUUUUUACCAAAGCUAUGGGACUUGUAGAAACUACGAUCAAAGGGGAGUGUUAA